Messenger RNA from Ectocarpus siliculosus, 1182 nucleotides. The record is from the annotation of a GenBank genome assembly. NCBI's taxonomy places the organism in Eukaryota, Phaeophyceae, Ectocarpales, Ectocarpaceae.
AUGAACGUACCGGCACGAAUGGAACAGGUGGCGGGAGCGUUGCCCGAGAUUACGGUGGCGUACAUUAUGGCGGUAGGGUUCACGCCGGCGCCAGAGAUGGGCAUGUGGCAGUACGAUUUCUCGGACCCGGAGGGGCCUCAGCUGGGUACCGUUGCCGUGCCCGGCGGCGAGCAGGUUUUCAACAUGAAGGAGCCCGUGGCGAUCGUGUGCCCGAACGAUGACCUUAAUAUCCAGAUGCCGAAUGACGAGAAAACCGAGAUGAAUCGAGAGUUCGAGUUCGGAAAGUUCUUCCUGUGGGACACGCCCUCCGAGGGCCUGGUGGUUCGCUACUUCGAGGGAGAGCCCACCCCGGGGUUCGCGUGCGUGGGGCGCGUCGGCAUCGUUCUGGCACCUUUCUUGCCGUCCAUGACACCUCGUCCUCCAAGACUUCGCGACACCACUCACCACCUACCUGCCUUCGCGAGCUUCCAAUCGAGACGAACAACCACACACACCGACGAGUUCGUACAAACAACCAGAGGGCGAUGUUUACUGUAUGAGUGAUGUCCUCUAUUUGGUAUAUAAAAUCGUUGGCGUCUCAAGGAGAACGAAAGCGGUGUUCAUCCGUAUAUUUACCCCCCCCCUCCCCCGAGUCUAACCGCUAGGGCGUGAAAAACAUGAGUACCAACCCUCCCCUACCCCCUCCGGCGCGGGAUCAAAAUGGGGCAGGGUUUGGGCGAAUGGUGUUGUCGCCGCUAAGGGUUCAUGUGUUCGUGUCGGUUAUCUGUUGCGGUGGGGAAUGGGGUGCGGUGGUGGGGUUUGACGUGAAGUGCAUUCGGGGUUGUAAGUGUUCAUUCCGAAAACAAUGAUAGAAUAGAUAUGGACUCCACUGCUGUAGUGUAAGGCGUGCCUCUUUGCUGUUGUUUUGCGAGGGGGGCGGGUGUUCUAACGGGGGGUACGCCGUGGCGCGCACGGUCAGAGGCAGACAGAGGGAGAUGCGUUGAAAACACCCAGGAGUAGAGUUGGCGUGAAUGGAAGUAAAGACGUUGAAGACAAUAAUGUAAAAGGCUUAUUUUUUCGCAUGGGGUCCUCCUUGUGCCAUUGUGGUGUACCGGUCACCCACACGUCGCAAAUGAUCGUUUCCAAUGCAUCGGCAAUGGGAGAGUAGCUAUAAGGAGACCAGCCGAACUUCACAAAUACCCU